Puntigrus tetrazona (Sumatra barb) is the source of this 1029-nucleotide messenger RNA. RefSeq names its product serine/threonine-protein kinase pim-3-like. The coding region runs from base 1 to 1029 and encodes 342 amino acids. The transcript has 7 exons. Gene Ontology annotation, biological process: protein autophosphorylation; negative regulation of apoptotic process; regulation of mitotic cell cycle. Gene Ontology annotation, cellular component: cytoplasm. The record is from RefSeq and is a predicted model, not a curated record. Lineage: Eukaryota; Metazoa; Chordata; Actinopteri; Cypriniformes; Cyprinidae. Gene Ontology annotation, molecular function: ATP binding; protein serine/threonine kinase activity.
AUGGCUCACAUGGCUGAAAGACGCGUAAGCCGCUCCAGAUCCAGGAGUGCUGCUGUUCAGGAGGUUGGGAGACGUGUCUCUGGUGACCACGACCAGGAACCGCUGCCAAACCAAACCCAGACUCCGAGUCAAGAGCUGCCUGGCUAUAUAGCUCCUCUACCUUCUCAGUUGGCCAUUUCUGUGUCAGCGGAUCAGACUAACAGGAAGAGAGGAAGUGGCAGAGCGGCAGUCAGGGGAGAUCAGCGUCCAUCCACCUCAUGCAGAAGACCUGCCAAAACGCUCUUGCAGAGGUCAGAAUAUGUGAAGGGUUCAUUGCUGGGAAGAGGUGGAUUCGGCUCUGUGUUUGCUGGGACACGAAGAUCUGAUGGACUGCCAGUUGCCAUCAAAUAUGUCUCUAAAGUCACGCCAGAGAGGAGACUGAAAGUUGAAGGACAUGGCCGGCUGCCGCUGGAGGUGGCAUUGAUGACUCUGGUGAAUUCAGCUCCUGCCUGCCCCAAUGUCCUGCAGCUCGUGGAGUGGUUUGACAGUCCCGCUCAAUACAUCAUGAUCCUGGAGCGUCCCGUUCCUUGCCAAGAUCUCCAGAGUUUCUGUGAGGAGAACGGCUACCUGGAUGAGAGCCUGGCAAAGAAAGUGCUGCUGCAGCUCAUCAGCGCGUUGAAACACUGCGAGAGCCGCGGAGUCCUGCACCGGGACGUCAAGCCCCAGAACCUGCUGAUUUCCACGGACUCACAUGAAGUCAAGCUGCUGGACUUUGGCUGUGGAGAUCUAGUAAAGGACUCGGCCUACAGAUGGUUUUCAGGUAUACGCCCUCCUGAAUGGUUCGGUCAGCGUCGCUAUCAUGCAGGACCGGCUACUGUUUGGUCAGUCAGUCGGGUGACUCUCUAUAAAAUCCUGUGCGGGUGGUUGCCCUUCAGAGUCACACGGAGAGUCACCUCCAAAGCAUACUGCGCUUCCUCAAAGCUGUCUACAGAGUGCCGCCAGUUGAUCAGCGCGUGUCUCAGUGCAGCGCGGCAGAUCGGCCCACUUUAG